AUGGUGAGAAGGGCACAAGAACCUAACAAACUGCCUGUGUCCGUUGGACAGAGCAGCGUCCGCAGAAAAGAAACAGGCACAAUUUGUCACCCAUCUUCUGGUAGUAGGAAAGGUUGGUUCACUGCAGAGCUACCUGGGCUAUCUGAUCCACAGCGGAUAGUCAGGUGUCUUUUGAAAAGCACCAGACCAUUUUGUUUUAAGGGUAAUUCACCCUUGUUCGAAAGCACCAGUAGGCGCGGUCAACCGUUGGGCGAUCGGAGUGUGCCGCCAACCUUCUCAACCGCGCCCUUCCUCUUGGGAUGGCAGUAUCACUGCUCCCAUGAAUAUGGAUAUGUUGAGCGCCUGUCUUCACACUCCUAUCCCAAAGAACAGUACGACUUUACCGCCCCCCCAGACCGCCUCGUAGCACGAUUACUCGUAGUACGGGGUCUCGCUGUUGUUGGUCUGAAUCCUCCCCUUUGA
Opisthorchis viverrini is the source of this 462-nucleotide messenger RNA. RefSeq lists its product as hypothetical. The coding region runs from base 1 to 462 and encodes 153 amino acids. NCBI's taxonomy places the organism in Eukaryota, Metazoa, Platyhelminthes, Trematoda, Opisthorchiida, Opisthorchiidae. The transcript is spliced from 2 exons. The record is from RefSeq and is a predicted model, not a curated record.